This is a messenger RNA of Neohortaea acidophila, 2054 nucleotides long. RefSeq names its product FGGY family of carbohydrate kinases. Gene Ontology annotation, biological process: carbohydrate metabolic process. Bases 122 to 1900 code for a protein of 592 amino acids. Gene Ontology annotation, molecular function: kinase activity; phosphotransferase activity, alcohol group as acceptor. The transcript has 5 exons. Lineage: Eukaryota; Fungi; Ascomycota; Dothideomycetes; Mycosphaerellales; Teratosphaeriaceae. The record is from RefSeq and is a predicted model, not a curated record.
GUGUCCCAACCUGCCGAGUUUCUUGCAAUCACACGUGGUAGCAUCUCAGUAUCUCAGUUGCGCCUGCAACCAUCGCGAGGCUACUAAGUCGAGACAACGAGACUCGGCGAAUUCAAUCAACAUGUUUGACGGCGCUCAUUAUAUAGGCAUCGAUGUGGGCACGGGCUCAGCACGAGCUUGCGUUAUCAACGACAAAGGAGACAUUGUCGGUCUAGCAAGCGAGAAUAUUCAACUAUGGCAGCCGCAGACGGGACACUAUGAGCAAUCAACCACCGACAUCUGGAAAUGUAUCUGCUCCAGCGUGCACAGAGCGAUGCGAGAGAAAAAUAUCGACCCCAGCUCCGUCAAAGGUCUCGGCUUCGAUGCGACAUGCUCUCUCGCCGUCUUCAGCCACGAUACCGACGAGCCCGUAUGCGUGACAGGACCCAAGUUCGACAACGCGGACGGUAACGAUCGGAAUAUCGUUCUAUGGCUGGAUCACCGACCAGUCGAGGAAACGAAGUUGAUCAACGCCACCAAUCACCCGCUCCUGAAAUACGUCGGCGGCCAGAUGAGCAUUGAAAUGGAGGUUCCCAAGGCCUUGUGGUUGAAGAAUAACAUGCCCAAGGCUUUGUUCGACCGCUGCAAGUUUUUUGACUUGGCCGAUGCGCUGACGCACAUGGCUACCGGCAAUGAGAGCAGAUCGCUGUGCUCGGUUGUUUGCAAGCAGGGCUAUGUCCCGCUUGGAGUCGAUGGUAGCAUCAAGGGCUGGCAGGAGGACUUUCUCGGUCAAAUUGGCCUGGCAGAUCUUUGCGAGGAUGACUUUAAGCGGAUGGGGGGAGUUGAUAGGGUGAACGGCCACUAUCUCACGGCCGGAGAGCGAGUCGGCGGGCUUUCAGAAAAGGCAGCAGCAGAGAUGGGCCUUCCAGCCGGCAUUGCCGUCGGCAGCGGCGUCAUUGACGCCUACGCAGGCUGGAUAGGUACCAUUGGAGCCAAAGUCGACCUAGGAGAGUAUGCAGAGCAGAGUGCCGGCACAAAUCAUAGCGUUUCACAAGCGUUCAACCGCCUUGCAGCAGUGGCAGGGACAUCGACGUGUCAUCUUGCCAUGAGCGAGAAGCCGGUGUUUGUGAAGGGGGUCUGGGGCCCGUAUCGCGAUGUUCUGGUGCCCGACUUCUGGAUGGCGGAGGGCGGACAGUCUGCUACGGGAGAGCUGCUGAAACAUGUGAUUGAGACGCAUCCUGCGUACGCCGAUGCAAUGUCGACGGCGCGGGGUAAGGAUCAGAAUAUCUACGACUUUCUCAAUGGGGUGCUCGAUACGAUGAAAACAAAGCAGCAGGCGCCCGCGGUGAGCUAUCUAGGCCGUCACCUCUUCUUCUACGGCGACUUCUUCGGGAACCGCAGUCCCGUGGCGAACCCGGAUAUGGCGGGAGCAGUCAUUGGUCUGACCUCCGACAAGAGCAUCGACAGUCUAGCACUGCACUACUACGGGGCAAUGGAAUUCAUCGCCCUACAGACCCGGCAAAUCAUCGAAACGAUGAACGCAGCCGGCCACGCCAUCACCUCGAUCUUCAUGUCCGGCUCGCUAUGCCAAAACGCAAUCCUGAUGCACCUCAUGGCGACGGCAUGCGACGUGCCCGUCGUCAUUCCGCAAUACAUUAGCGCCGCUGUUGUUCACGGGGCGGCAAUGCUAGGUGCCAAGGCUGCGAGCACGGAUGCCAAUGGCAAGUCGGAACCCCUGUGGGAUGUCAUGGAGCGCAUGUCGAAGCCUGGGACGGCGACGUAUCCGGGGAAAGAGGCGGGCGAGAAGGCGCUGUUGCAGGCGAAGUAUAAGGUGUUUUUGGAGCUGUGCGAGAGCCAGCAGCGGUAUCGCAGGGAGGUCGAUGAUGCUGUUAGGGGAUGGAAGGGGAGUGGAGCAGCCUGAUGGAUGCUGGCGCGCAAGGCUGUGAUGGGCUGGGCUUCCACCGAGCAGAGGCGGAAUCAGACUGCCUGUAUACAUUUCACGCGUGCCUGGUACAUGGUAUAUGAUAGGCUCAGAAUCCGAGCACCCAGCAGGCUUCCAACUUUUCCGACAUAUG